Molecule: messenger RNA, 2751 nt
Organism: Aphidius gifuensis
Lineage: Eukaryota; Metazoa; Arthropoda; Insecta; Hymenoptera; Braconidae
Gene: ple
Product: tyrosine 3-monooxygenase
Exons: 6
Coding region: 455-2164 (569 amino acids)
Biological process (GO): dopamine biosynthetic process from tyrosine
Cellular component (GO): perikaryon; cytoplasm; axon
Molecular function (GO): iron ion binding; tyrosine 3-monooxygenase activity
Source: RefSeq, a predicted model, not a curated record
GUGGGUGGGGGGCACCCCUGACCCCGAGAUGAAAUGGUGAAGGGAGGCAACGUUUAUAUGCUGGAGCAAUUCGCCCCAACGUUACAUUCGCUCGUUCGCUUCGCCAAAGCAACACACACGAAAUCUUAGCCGUGAGAGAAAAAUCAAAGAAAAUUUUAAUUAAAAUUUCCAGUGUUUAUUAUUUCAUUUAUUUCAAUAGAAAUUUGAUUUUAUUGACAGACAGAAUUUCAUAAAUUCUGUGGUCUUAUUUGCCGAUUUUAUAUUAUUUUAUUUUAAUAAUCGUGCAAGCUCUGGCAAAAGUUUUCGUUGUCCUAAUUUAUUGCAAAACAAAAAAUUUAGGACACUGUGAAAAUUGACAUUAAUUAAAAAUAUUUUAAAUUUAUUUUUCAAAAUAUAAAUUUACCUGUGUUCUUCAUUUUGUGAAGUAUCAAUUUGAAAAAUUUCAAAUACAAUCAUGAUGGCAGUUGCUGCAGCUGAGAAAAAUCGCGAAAUGUUUGCUAUUAAAAAAUCUUACAGUAUCGAGAAUGGAUAUCCAUCUCGUCGCAGAUCACUUGUUGAUGAUGCACGCUUUGAAACACUUGUUGUUAAGCAGACAAAGCAAAGUGUACUUGAAGAGGCACGUCAACGAGCAAAUGAUAUAGACUCAAGUUCUGAUCCAACAACUUGCAUUCAGCAAGAUCAUGAGGAUACAUCAUCAUCAUAUACAUCAUCGAGUGACGAUGAACAAGCUGAAACACUUAGUUUUGCUGCCAAAGAAGGAGAAGCCAAAGCUGAUGCUUCAAGUUCUGAUGGUGAAGGAAAACCUGAUAUUGAUGCUGAUUAUGGAUUGACUGAAGAAGAAGUGGUUCUUGCCAAGACAAUUGCUGAAAAUCCAGAUGGUGAUAAUUCAGUACAAAAAGCAUCAUUAAUGUUACGUUUACGUGAUGGAAUUGGUUCACUUGCACGUAUAUUAAAAACAGUUGAAAAUUUUAAAGGUACAGUAACACAUCUUGAAUCACGUUCAUCACGUAAAGAAGGUGCACAAUUUGACAUAUUAAUAAAUGUCAAUAUGACACGUCAAUGUCUUCUUCAAUUAAUUCGUAAUUUACGUCAAAGUUCAUCACUCGGUGAAGUUACAUUACUUGCUGAAGAUUCAAUAAGCAUUAAAAAUCCAUGGUUUCCACGUCAUGCAUCUGAACUUGAUAAUUGCAAUCAUUUAAUGACAAAAUAUGAGCCAGAUCUUGAUUUAAAUCAUCCUGGUUUUGCUGAUAAAGAAUAUCGUUCACGUAGAAAAGUCAUUGCUGAAAUAGCAUUUGCUUAUAAAUAUGGUGAUGCAAUACCAUCAAUUCCAUAUACUGAAACUGAAAAUGAAACAUGGUUACGUGUAUUUAACACUGUUGAUGAUCUUGUACCAAAACAUGCAUGUAUUGAAUAUCAACGUGUAUUCAAAAAAUUACGUGAAGAAAAAAUAUUUGAACCACACAGAAUUCCACAGCUACAAGAUGUCAGUGAUUUUCUACAAAAAAAUACUGGUUUUACAUUACGUCCAGCAGCUGGUCUAUUAACUGCUCGUGACUUUUUAUCAAGUUUAGCUUUUCGUGUAUUCCAAAGUACUCAAUAUGUCAGACACAUCAACAGUCCAUAUCACACACCUGAACCUGAUUGCAUUCAUGAAUUUUUGGGUCAUAUGCCACUUCUUGCUGAUCCAAGCUUUGCUCAAUUUUCACAAGAAAUUGGUCUUGCAUCAUUGGGUGCAUCAGAUGAAGAAAUUGAAAAAUUAUCAACAAUUUAUUGGUUCACUGUUGAAUUUGGUUUAUGCAAAGAAGGCAAUGAAGUUAAAGCAUAUGGUGCUGGUUUAUUAUCAGCUUAUGGUGAACUUUUACAUUCAUUGAGUGAUAAAUGCGAACAUCGUGCAUUUGAUCCAUCAACAACAGCAGUACAAACAUAUCAAGAUCAAGAAUAUCAACCAAUAUAUUAUGUGGCUGAAAGUUUUGAAGAUGCUAAAGAAAAAUUCCGUCAAUGGGUAUCAACAAUGUCAAGACCAUUUGAGGUCAGGUACAAUCCACAUACACAAUCUGUUGAAGUACUUGAUACUGUUGACAGACUUGAGAGUCUUGUCUCACAGCUUAAUCUUGAAAUGACUCAUCUUACAAAUGCUAUUAAAAAAAUUAAAUUACGAGUGUAAUUUAUUUUGCAUAUUUUUUUUCUUUUUCUUUUUUUUAUCUAAAAUGUUUCGGGUUAAACAAAUUCAAAAGAAAUAGAAAAAGAAUUUAAAAAAAAAAAAAAAAAAAAAAAAAAACACUAUUCCCUCCGAAUUAUAAAUGAAAGUAAUGUUUUUUUUUUAUUUUUUAAUUAUUAUUUGAGUCAUUUCAUUUGCAUAAUCAUUCGUUACCAUGUUAUUCUUGUAUAAAGUUCGUCAUUCGUGAUUCUAGUUAUUUAUUAAAUUUAUUUAUUUUAUUUCCAAUUUUUUUACUAUCAAUUAAAAUAUUAAAUUGUUGGUUUUACAUUUAUCUGAAUUCAAAUUGUCUCAUUACAUUCGUUAGCAAAUAAAAUUACAAAAAAUUAAAUAAGCAUAAUUAUAGCGUUGAGAUGAACUAAAUUCUUGGCGAAGCGAGCACUCAACGAUUUAAAUUGCUAAUGUUUUUUUCGAUUUAAAAAUUAAUUUUUCAUUUUGAAAAAACAAGAGACAAUUAUUCAGAUACAAUGUUAGGCAUUUGAAGAUUGACAUAAAAUAUAUUGGAAAAAACAAAUAAAUAUUUAUAUAUACACCAG